Messenger RNA from Daucus carota subsp. sativus, 639 nucleotides. RefSeq lists its product as uncharacterized. The transcript has a single exon. Bases 1 to 639 code for a protein of 212 amino acids. The record is from RefSeq and is a predicted model, not a curated record. NCBI's taxonomy places the organism in Eukaryota, Viridiplantae, Streptophyta, Magnoliopsida, Apiales, Apiaceae.
AUGAAUAGGUUCACUAAGGAGGCGCUUAAGGUCCCGGAUUUAGACCAGAAAGUAGCCAUGAUUGCCCUACAGCAAGGAACCACGGAUGAUAAUUUCCGCCGAUCCCUAGCCAAGAGGGCCCCUGAAAAUAUGAAUGAGCUCCAGGAGAGAGCCGGGAAGUAUAUUAAGGCGGAAGAAAGCAUGAGAAAAUCCCAGAAUAACCAAGGACCUACCACGGACUCUAAGAAGCGUGGGAACGAUACUGAAUAUGAUGCUGAUAACAAGUAUUUGAAAAGGGAAGAUGGUGAAAAGUCACCCACUAAGAAGCAAUCAGGACCGAGGUUCAUUGAGUAUGCAAGGCUGAAUGCCCCCAGGAGUCAGAUUCAGAUGGAAAUUGAGAAAGGGGGAGGAGUUCGAUGGCCGAAGCCAAUUAGGACUGACCCCGAAAAAAGAAACAAGGACUUGUAUUGCAGGUUUCAUAAGGAUACAGGACAUAAGACCGAUGAUUGUCGGCAGUUGAAGGAUGAGAUUGAGUUUUUGAUCCGGAAAGGCAAGUUGUCCAGGUAUACUAGGGAUGCAGAUAGGAAUCCCAUGACAAUGAUAGUCGCGAUAGGGACAAUGAUGAUCAUGAUAGGAGAACCGAGCCUCGAGGGCCCGUGA